AUUCAAGCGUUAUUUGUCUUUCCCAUACAAAUUCGUUUAGCGUGAAUACUCACGUCUGUCUAAACGUGAUAUUUUUGUCUCAAGCCUGAAAGAAUAUUUUAGUUUUUACUCUUAAUAAGCGCUCAGUGGAACGUAGCAUAAAUUAUUCGUCUUGUUAGUUGUCAGUUAACAUUAAUAGAGGCCGUCAAUUGUCACGUAGGCACAAAACUAUGAAUUUUAACUAACGUUUUAUUUUUAAAACUGCCUAAAACAAACAACACGUAACUGUUGGCUGUUAUAUUUUAUUUAGCGAAUUAUAUUUUUGAAUAAUUAUUACUCAAGCUCUAUUAAAUACAGAGCAAUGGAUUCUAUUACAAGUACAGAUGAUUUGAAUACUGAAACGAAAUAUCGGCAAGAGAACAUUCUUUUGGACAUAAUAAAAGAAGUUUGCUGUGCUAGUGACUCUAAAUUGUCGUCUAAACUAAUUGGUAAAGUUAAUAGAAUUAUAGCGGACUGUGAUCUUACUCAUCAUUCUAGUUUACACAAACUUUCGACUGCUGAUGAAAGUACAGCAACUGUUUUAGGGUUUAUGAACCAAACAGCAACAGAGUUAACCUUUGAUGAGCAAACAGAAUUAAAUGAGGCUAUUUUAAAUAGAAUACAAACUAAACUACCAAUAUACAAUGCUGAAUUAAAUCAACUGCAAGAGGCAAUAGGAGCUAAAAAAUCCCACAAAAAUACCAUACAAGAAUUACAGAAAAGCUUAGAUGAUAAAAUAACUGUAUUGAAAGAGCAGGAGAAUGAAAAGGUGGAUUUAAUGAUGGAAUGGCUCAAUCAUAGAUUACACUAUGUUUCGACAUUUACAAAUAAUACUACUGAACUAUUGACACUCAAAACUAAAAUAUUGGAAGUUAAAUCAAGAAUUAUGCAUUUAAAUAUCCUGCAAAAUAUUUAUAUGGAAACAAAUGAUUCUAUUAAAGCCUACACUGAAAUCCAUAAGGAUUUAAAAGACAGCAUCAAAGAAACUGAGCAAAGGAUUAAAGAUUAUAAAGAAAUUAUACAAAACAGUUAAUCUUCACUUUAUAUUUGAUUUAAUUUUUUUUAAUAAAGUAUGUCACUUAAUCAUUUACCU
This is a messenger RNA of Pieris brassicae (large cabbage white), 1111 nucleotides long. RefSeq lists its product as uncharacterized. Bases 341 to 1051 code for a protein of 236 amino acids. Lineage: Eukaryota; Metazoa; Arthropoda; Insecta; Lepidoptera; Pieridae. The record is from RefSeq and is a predicted model, not a curated record. The transcript has 3 exons.